Messenger RNA from Ruditapes philippinarum (Manila clam), 2697 nucleotides. RefSeq lists its product as uncharacterized. The transcript has 9 exons. Lineage: Eukaryota; Metazoa; Mollusca; Bivalvia; Venerida; Veneridae. The record is from RefSeq and is a predicted model, not a curated record. The coding region runs from base 9 to 1763 and encodes 584 amino acids.
UCACUACAAUGAGGAUGGCAGUCUAUAUUCACCUUGUUGUAUUUAUUGUUGUAAAUUUUGAAUAUAUCGAUGUUGAAGCGGGUUGUCAAGGGGGUGUAAGCAGGUGUAAUUGGGUACCUUGGAAAUCAUGGUCAGAUUGUAGCAGGACUUGUGGUGGGGGAACAAGAAAGAGAUCUAGGUCAUAUUGUUGUAAAGCGGACUUAGAUUUUGAUGAUUGUAUAAAGGAUUGCGGACAUAGCAGUAGCUAUGGUUAUACGUACUCAUCCGACACACAAUCUUGCAACAACAUUUGUUUUAACGGUAUUUACAUAAAUGGGACUAAUUCGUGUACCUGUAACGAUGAAUUCUAUGGAAGUUGUUGUGGCAAUGAGUGCCCGCAUAUUGAGCACUGUAAGAGGAGAAGAUGCAGUUCAUCAUUGGACACUAAGUGUCUUGAGUGUAACUAUGAUCAAAAACUGUUCAAGAAAACACAGAACGACACAAAAUGUAGAAAAAUUCCUCAGAAUUUAACACUACAUCUAGAAAAUCCACCAAGCAAGGACCAGGAUGUAACUAACAAUGCAGUUACUUUAAAGUGUACAACUGGGUGUAUUUUUCCAACUCCAUCAUUUAUAUGGUAUUAUUUGCAGUCGUCGGAUGAAUCUGGAUCUAAAUGGUCAAAUUCAGAGCCUGUCACGGAAACACCUGGGCAAUGUAAAGAAUUUCAAAAGAUGUUCACCUCUACUUUAGUUCUUCGGAAACACUCGGUGUUAAAUGACAAUGCUGACCAUACCGUCAGGUUUCAAUGUGGUGCAACGAUUAUGAAUGGUACCUCUGAUGAAGUAAAAACACAGUCAUCUGUGAAUAUCAGAUUUGCCGUUAGAGUGGCGAAGGUAUCACUAAAGAUUGGAAGUAGAUCUAGGGUCAGUUCUCUAAACGUUACCGAUGGCAUUUCUGAAAUAUUCAAAUGUACAACUAGCGAUAGCAGACCAUUACCUACUAUUGUAUGGUAUAUAGGACAGACAGAAAAGAAAAGAGUUGUCGGUACGGAAUCAACCCUUGCAUUCAUACCUAGUAUUAUGGAUAGUGGCAAGGAAGUGUAUUGUAAAGCUUUCAAUAUUCAGCCAGAAAAUAAAUCACUGUCUUCCAACAAAGUUUCUCUCUAUGUUAGAGGUCCUCCACGGCCUGGUUGGCAGUCAAUUACGAAUACAACUUGCUCUAUUGGCGCGCCCGUUACAUUAACAUUUACUGCUAUUGCAUAUCCAAUGCCAAGUUCUGAUGGUUUCAAAUGGUACAAACAAAUCUCGAAUGAAUGGAUACCAUUACAAAGUAAUAAAGAUGUACAGAUAUCUGUAAUAGGACUGGAAACAAACCUUACGAUUGUCAAUGUAACUCAGGCAAACCUAGGCCAAUAUCGAUUAACAGUUGAAAACAGCGUCGGAAUAUAUAACCAGUAUUAUUUCCUUAUUGAAAAAGAUGACCCCAGUGUUGAUGUUGGCAAAGAUACUAUGAACAGAAGUGAUUUCAAAACUGCCACAAUUAUAUUUGGAAUAAUUUCUGUCAUAUGUAUUGGUACUUCAGCUGGCAUCGUGAUUUGGUUUAAACGAAAAGCCAAAGGAACAGAUAGAAAAUCAUGCACUAAAUCGUCACAUCAAAGCCAAAUUGGUACCUAUGACUAUACAUCAUACGAAACCGAAAUGCAGGAAUGUACCGGACAAGUAUACGAGAAUCUACCGCAACAAGGGCGUUUUCUAGAGACGACAAUACAACCUAUGGUGUUAUAGAUAACAGCUAAUAACAUUCAAGUACAGAAAUGUCUUUAAACACUGUACCAUAGAGAUAACAUUCACAAUAUCCCAAUAAAGCCGCUGCUUAAGAUACUAUUGAUCGUGUGAUCAGCUUGUAUGUGUCGUCUAAACUUGUCGGGUUGUUUUAUUCCUAAAAUAAAAUAUCCUUACUCUGAUUUCUAAGUGAGAAUGACAUAUUCUAUGUACAGAAGAUUUUAUUGAAUAAAUUGCUUUGUGAAAACAUUAAAUGUUGACCUUUAGAGAGAAAUGAAUUUGUCAUUUUUAACAGUACCUGUAGCAUUCCCGUUCUUCAAGAAAGGAGAUUUUGCUUAAAAUCAAAAUCAAACGAAUGAAAACGGAGUGUUGUUACUGAAAGUAUGUCAGCGUGUAAAAAGUGUUCGAUCAAAGGCAUUACGGAGGCAUUGCAUACAUAUAACAUUAAGUAAUACCUAAUAGCAUUAUAUUGCAUAGAUAAUUGAUCCUGCUUAAAGCAUAAACGCAUCACAGGAAAAUUCAACUUUUUCAAGAACAAGUGAUUUUACAAAUUCAGGACACAGAUGUAUAAAAAAGUAGAAUCUCUAAAGGCAAUCAUGAUAUAACCAUUCAACAUUAACAAGUUAAACGUUUAACUAAGUAACAUAAUAUGGCGUUAUCAAAGCCAUGGUCACAAAUAUAUAAUAUAUUGAAUGUCACAGUCAUUGAACGUAUGGUGAUUGCUAAGGGAAACUUUUCAUCAAAGGCUCCAACAUGAGUACUUUUUGAAUGUAUUCAGAGAUUUGAUUUUAAAAAGGCAGACAUGCUCUAUAUAACAUUUUGUUCUCGUUUCUUUUGGCAUCUAAUAAAGAGACUAAAUAUUGUGUAUGAAAAGGUAUAUCUAAUUCUUUGUUAUUUGUCAUCAACCCACGGACUUCUUGCUUGCAGUUGUACUGAA